This is a messenger RNA of Periophthalmus magnuspinnatus, 4631 nucleotides long. RefSeq names its product NACHT, LRR and PYD domains-containing protein 12-like. Gene Ontology annotation, molecular function: protein binding. The coding region runs from base 135 to 4559 and encodes 1474 amino acids. Gene Ontology annotation, biological process: regulation of apoptotic process. The transcript has 21 exons. NCBI's taxonomy places the organism in Eukaryota, Metazoa, Chordata, Actinopteri, Gobiiformes, Gobiidae. The record is from RefSeq and is a predicted model, not a curated record.
CUGUUCAGCUCUUUGCAUGACAGGACAGAACUUCCUGGUAUUUUAGGAAAAAACAAAUCCUCUGACUCGGACCAACCCACACUGAUUUGUUGAGUACUAUUCCGUACUUCUGUUUUAGUGUAGAAGAAGAAAACAUGACUGACACUGAGAGAAAACGGGAGGGGAUUAAAGAAACGGGCACUUUUCAAAAGCGGCCACGCCCUGAAGAAUUUCCACAAAGUCAUCCAUCUUCUUCUGCUUAUCUGGGGUCGGGUCACGGGGCAGCAGUCAAAGCAGGGACUCCCAGACAUCCAUCACCCCAGACACAUCCUCCAGCCCCUCCGGUGGCACCCCAAGGCGUUCCCAGACAGCAGAAGAGGAGUCGACCAUCCACAUGUGACUUUUGUCUGCGUGAUUUGGAGGAAGCCAUCCCCCACAGCUGUGGACACUGGCUUUGUGGAGAAUGCAUCACUUCACACUCAGAGAAGUCCUGUCCAAACAGUGGUCUUCAAGAGGCUUUAGCUGAGUACAAAGACAGUCUGAAGAGAAAAUGUGCAAGUGUGUCAGAAGGAACAGAAAUGGGGAGAUCCACUCAGCUGCAGCAGAUUUACACAGACCUGUUCAUCACAGAGGGCCUGAGUGAGGAGGUGAUGACCCAGCACGAGUACACUCAGAUGGAGGCCAACUCCCAUAAACACAUCCAGGAAACUCCCAUUAAGUGCCAAGAAAUUUUCAAACCACUACCCUUUGAAGACCAGCAGGAGGCUCUGCAGCAGGAGCCCAUCAGGCUGGUGCUGACUCUGGGUGUAGCUGGAGUGGGGAAGACAUUCUCAGUUCUAAAGUUCAGUCUGGACUGGGCCCAGGGCUCAGAGAACCAGGACCUAGACCUGGUGCUGCCUCUGUCCUUCAGGGAGCUGAACCUGGUCAAAAUUGAGUGCUACAGUCUGCUGGAACUCAUACAUGUGUUCCACCCUUCCCUGCGCCCUCUCUCAGCUCAGAUUCCACUCCACAGUAAAGUCCUGUUCAUCCUCGACGGCCUGGACGAGAGCCGUUUCCCUCUGGACUUCAGCUGUGAAGUCAUCUCUGAGAUCACACAGGGGUCAGAGGUUGGCCCACUGCUGGUCAACCUCAUCAGAGGUGAUCUGCUUCCUAACGCCCUUAUAUGGAUCACCUCACGCCCGGCUGCAGCCAGUCAGAUCCCAGCAGAGUGUGCUCAGCGCAUCACUGAGUUGCGAGGGUUCUUCACUGACCAGCAGAAGGCGCAGUACUUCAGGAGGAGGUUCUCUGAUGCAGACCAGUGUAGAACAGUCCUGUCCCACAUCAGAGGCUCUCGCUGUCUCUACACCAUGUGUCAGAUCCCCGUGUUCUGUUGGAUCACAGCCACUGUCCUGGACCACAUGUUGAGACGCACUCAGAGCGGAGCAUUACCCCAGACGCUCACAGACCUCUAUGUUCAUUUCCUGUUGGUGCAGACGCAGAGGAACUUGAAGUACAAAGCAGAAAGUAGCGCUCUUGAGCUGAGCACAGCCGACUGUGAUCUGCUGCUGAAGCUGGGCCAACUGGCCUUUGAGCAUUUGUACCAAGGAAACAUCAUGUUCUACCAAGAAGACCUGGAGCAGGUGGGUCUGGACCUGAGCCAGGUCUCACUCUGCUCCGGACUCUGCUCUGAGAUCUUCAAACCAGAGAGUGUCAUCUUCAAUGAAAAGAUUUACAGCUUUGUCCAUUUCAGUGUGCAGGAGUUUAUGGCUGCAGUCUACAUCUACCACUGCUUCAACAACAACAUGACCUACGUGCUGGAGGAGUUUCUGGGUGUCUUUCAUUCAUUCACUACAGACUUACCUCUGGACGCAUUCUUAGACAGAGCUAUGAGAAUCUCCCUGACAGUAGCCACAGGGCAACUGGACCUCUUUGUGCGCUUCCUCCAUGGCCUCAGUCUGGAGUCCAACUACAGAUCUUUGAUGCUUCUUUUGGGUCCAAACAAAACUGACCAAAAAACCAUCCAAAAGGUCAUUGACAACCUGAAGGAGCUGAACCUGAAAGACGUGUCUCCAGACAGAAGCAUCAACAUCUUCCACUGUCUGACCGAGAUGAACGACCAGUCCGUCCACCAGCAGAUCCAGGACUUCCUGAAAACCAAGGGGGCAGAGAAGCGGAGAUUGUCGGAGAUCCAGUGCUCGGCUCUGGCCUACAUGCUGCAGAUGUCUGAGCAGGUCCUGGAGGAGCUGGACCUCAACAACUACAACACCAGUCGGGAGGGAAGGUGGAGACUCAUCCCAGCUGUGAGGAACUGCAAGAAGGCCAACCUUUCAGAAUGUGAACUCACAGAGACUCACUGUGAAGUGGUGGCUUCAGCCUUGGAGUUCAACCUGUCCAAGUUAAAAGAAUUGGACCUCAGUAAAAACUACUUCCUGAAUGACUCAGGAGUAAAUUGCCUUUUAACGGGACUGCAAAGUGCUUAUUGUGCCCUGGAGGUUUUAAGAAUAAAAGACUGCAUGUUAACAUGGUGCAGCUGUUAUUUAUUGGCAUCAGCCCUAUGGUUCAAUCCUUUUCAUUUGAAAGAGUUGGAUCUGAGUGACAACUUCCUGCGUGAUUUGGGAAUGGAACAUCUCAGUUCCUUACUGCAAAAUCCAGACUUCAGGUUGCAGAUCCUCAGGUUGCGCUGCUGUAGUUUUUCUGCGCUCGGCUGCUCUGACCUGUCCUCUGCACUCCAGUCCAACCCUUCCCAUCUGCGAGAGCUGGAUCUGAGCUACAAUGAGCUGCAGGACUCUGCAGUGGAGGUGCUCUGCCACUUUCUGCACAAUCCACUCUGUGCACUACAGAUUCUACGACUGAUAUAUUGCCGGCUAUCAGAAGUCAGCUGCUGUAGUCUGGCCUCAGCCCUGAGCCCCUCCCAUCUGCGAGCCCUAGACCUGAGUGACAACGUCCUGCUUGACUCUGGAGUGGAGCUCCUCUGUUCAUUUCUGCAGACUCCAGACUGUGAGCUGCAAACUCUGAGAUUGAGUCGGUGCAGUCUGACUGAGUCCAGCUGUUCUGCUCUGGCCUCAGCCCUGCGGCUGAACCCCUCCCACCUCAGAGUUUUGGACCUAAGUAAAAAUCCUGAGCUAAAAGAUCCUGGAGUGGAGCAUUUGUGUGAUUUUCUACAGAACCCACUGUGUGAACUGGAAAUUCUGAGUUUAAAGUCCUGUGGUUUGUCGAACCUCAGCUGUCUGCGCCUGGUCUCUGCUCUGAGAGCCCAUCCUUCACUUCAUCUAAGGGAACUAGACCUACGGAAAACAAAUGUGACGUCUGCUGGACACUUUGGCUCUUUCACUGUGCCCUUUACAAUAAAGUACACAGCAUCUUUAAUAUCAAAUUCACAAACUUCCACAUCUUCCUGCAUGUCCAUCAGUGUGCCCGAGGAGCCUGAGCCUGGACCGUCCCACCACAGGGAAACAACUGUUUUCCUCCCAGAAGUGUCAAUGAAGUCUGAGCAUGUUUCCUUCAGGUUCAGGUGUCCUGACUCUGGGGCCUUCCGCUGUUCUUCCACUGGAUUGGUGUUUGUGGUGACAAAGGAGGCGGAGCUUCAGUACAAAAUCAUCCAAUGGGAUGAGGCGCUGCUGAAGUCAUCAGGCAGAACUGCUGCAGGACCUCUGUAUGACAUUGAGUGUUCAGAACGGGCCAUGUGUGAGCUGCACCUGCCACACUGUGAACCAGAGCAUGUGGACCAGUCUAAAAGCCAGUUGUCUGUGGCGCACAUCAGUGACAGUGGGCUGAGCCUGAUGGAGCCAGAGCGGAUCACUCAGAGCCAUGUGGUGAUCUGUGUCUCUGGCCUCUCUGUGUUUGGGCUCUUGUGGAAGUUCUUCGACAAACCUAAGGUGGUCAGUGGGCAGGUGCUGCUCUUCUGCACACCACAAAAACUCAAAGUCAAUAUUUUCCUCCUGCCCAGGAACAUCUCUGUGGACCAGGUGGAGAAGAAACAACGCAGCACCACGCAGUACAUUGAUGCUCCUUCCAAAUGUAGACUGGUCAUAGACCAACACUACACUGUGGUCUGUCCCAGGGCAGAGAAAAUCCAGCCUAAGAGGGCGCCCUUUGAUAUGGACCAUGAGCCCAACUUCCACUCAUCCUUUGAGCUGCGCCUGCCUCCAGACUGUGGUUUAGUCUCCAUCUCAGUGAGAGAAGAGCGCCACACAGAGGAGACAGAGGCUGAGGUCUGGAGACACGAGUUGGAUCUGAAAGCAUGCGGUGCUCUGUCCCAAGACAAAGUUCUCCUGAGGGAGACAACAUCUUCAGAGGCAUCUAUGAGUGAAGACUGGAGUCCCCAGUACGAUCCCACUACAAGGCUGCGGUUGCUGCGGUCAGAGUUUGUGAAGAAUGUGUCUAACGAGGUGCUGAACCAGCUCCUGGACAAACUUCAGGAGAAGAUCCUGAACCCUGAGGAAGCAGAGAGCAUUAGAGUGAGGCACAGAGCAGACAAAGCCCGAUACCUGGUGGACACCGUGCUAAAGAAAGGCCAAGGAGCAGCUUCAGUCUUGGUCCACACCUUUUGUACACUUGACUCAGAGUCAGACCUCUGCCAGAAACUCAGGACUGUGGAUUAAUGAAAAUAAGUGUUCUUUAGAUGAACCUUGUCCUCUGUGUUUCUCAUAUAAAGCUGAAAAUGGUAAACUGGC